Bradysia coprophila is the source of this 1027-nucleotide messenger RNA. RefSeq names its product nucleolar complex protein 1-like. The record is from RefSeq and is a predicted model, not a curated record. NCBI's taxonomy places the organism in Eukaryota, Metazoa, Arthropoda, Insecta, Diptera, Sciaridae.
CUUCUACCUGUCAUUGCUGUAUCUUCAAACGCACUAAUAUUUUGACAUUGACAGCCGUCUGUAUAACCUCAACAUUUAGACACAUGGUGUUUUGUUUAUACAUUUUGUAAGCGAAAAUGAAUCAAAAUAUCGUGAAGCAAAAGCGAAAUAAUUCGCAAAAAUCGUCGAACACUAACCAUAAAGUGUUUGGCAAUAGCAAAGUGAAAAUUAGCUCCAACAACGUCACGCCGACGAAUUCAAAAAUCAUUUUUGAUGACGAUGGAAACCAACAGAAGUCCAUCAAAAAAAAAGGCACGAAGAGGCAACAUUCUUCAUUCUCAGCAAACCAAACCGAUGAUGUUACCAGCCGAUGGUACGAAGAAUAUGCUGCGUACAACACCAAUGAGGAACUACUUGAAAUGAAGGAGCAAGAGGUGAAUGAGCUGGCGAGCACGUGUAAAACAUGUUUUGAGAACGAGCUGGCAAAAGCACAGAGCAAAAACCCUACCGACUCUAAAUGGUUGGAAAUUGCCUUGCACAAGGGAACGUCGAAAGAUCGAGCCAAUGCUGGUGCAUUGCUAGUACAGACCAAUCCAUUGGCAAAUUUGUCGUCGCUGGAGAAAUUAAUUGGUCUGACGAAAAUUUCGAACAAAACGAGUUCCGAAGCGACUGGAAUUAUUACGGAAUUGUUCAUUAGCGCCCUACUCAGUCCCGAUCGCAAACUUUUGUCAAUACCACUACGGGGUGCCGAUUGGAAAGAGCUAAAGAAGAACAGCAAUAUUGAGAAAGGUGUUAAGGAUCGCAUAUUGGCAGCCUGGCAUUUCGAAGGCGAACUGAAAGAACAAUAUUAUGAAUUCCUGAGGAACAUGCAGGCGGCUAUACAAGGCAACCAGGACAACAGCAAAACCAUGCUAUUGUUUGUACGGCGAAAUUGCUUUGUUAUUCUCCAGAAAAAGAGCAAAUGUUGCUCUCGAUGCUGGUGAACAAACUGGGUGAUCCAUCAAACGUAGUAGCUUCAAAAGCACUCCAUCAUCUGACAGAAGUUGCG